This is a messenger RNA of Solenopsis invicta (red fire ant), 1698 nucleotides long. RefSeq names its product leucine-rich repeat-containing protein 15. The coding region runs from base 337 to 1461 and encodes 374 amino acids. Lineage: Eukaryota; Metazoa; Arthropoda; Insecta; Hymenoptera; Formicidae. Gene Ontology annotation, molecular function: protein binding. The record is from RefSeq and is a predicted model, not a curated record. The transcript has 2 exons.
CGCAAAUGUAAUUUAAAGAGUACACGGGUUUUACAAACAAUGCGAAAAAUGUUUAUGUACAUAUACUAAUGGAUGUGGAUCGUAUUUAAUUUCAAAAGGCUAUUUAAAUUCUGCUCGUAUAACAAAAGGUUUGCUUAGCUGGAGAUUAAUUGACUUCCAAUAAAGUUGUUUCGCACUUAACCAAUAUUAAGGGAGAGUUAUUAAAAGAUAACGUUAUCCCCGCAAUUUUUGCGGAGUAUCUAUAGUUCUAGAAAUUAAUUAUGAGUUCCAAGAUAAUACGAGAUAUUAUGUCGUGGUAGAUAUGCAUAUAAUAACUUAUCGUUGAUAUAUAUAUAUAUGUAUAUAUAUAUAUACAUAUAUUUGUGUAAUAAUGCCUCACAAAUGUUGUGUAUGCGAAGAAACCCUGGCGCAUACGAAGUUAGUGCACAAUCAGCCUUCGAGCACACUAUGUGCUUCCUCUUUCUCAUUUAUCUCCUCUUAUCGGUUAACGUCGUGAAUGUUUUCACGGAGGACGCCGACUGUCAGGUUCACAACCACCUGUAUGUCUGUUUGGAGAACAGCAGUUUUCUUCACAGCGUCGCUUUCGAGGACGUCAACGCUGUUCAGACGAUCGAGGAUAUCGAGUUGCAUUUGGAAAAUCUCGAGAUUAUUAAAAUCGCCAGGAACGCCUUCGCCGAGGUCAGCAACUCAUCCGCUCUCUAUGUCCGCGAUAAUCGACUAUCGAGUAUUGGCCGGCAUUAUUUCGACGCUCUCGAUCAGCUCACUUAUUUGGACUUGAGGAACAAUACGAUCACCAAUGUAGAAGAUGGUGCUUUCGUGAGUUUGAAUAACCUAGAGACUCUGCUGCUGGAUCACAACAACAUUUCGGACCUGCGACCUGGCAUGUGGAAAGGUCUCUCGGAGUUGCACGAGCUCUACAUCACCAACAACCGACUCACGUUGAAAAGGAACAUGUUCAAGGGACUCAGGCAGCUGGAAACGCUGGUCCUGGACUCGAACGAUAUAUCGGAGAUACCGAUCGGCGCAUUCAACGGGUUAUCCCAUAUAGACCUUCUCUAUCUGUCGCGUAACAAGAUUUCGACAUUGCAUCCCGACGUGUUCCGCGGUCUCAGCGAGAUAAACGAGCUCGACUUGGGCAAAAAUCGACUCAGGGCAAUUCCCGCCAAUGUCUUUCGGCACAUGAAGUCAUUGAACUCGCUCUGGCUAAACGGUAAUCAGCUGACAGUGCUAAAGCCCGACACUUUCCAGGGUCUGGACAAUUUACUGUUCCUCUUCCUGAAUAACAACGAUCUCCGUUACGUGGACAUGGCGGCAUUCGCGAGAAUGAAGAAUAUAACUGUGGAUCCUGGCUUUAGAAUACGCGGCUCGUUAGUGAACGACUUCGGAAAAAUCCACGGACAAUAUCAGUGCAAUAGCAUGGCGUAUCAGAUACCGUACGACUGUACAGAGAUUAAUUCAUAGAUUCCAGGAACUGGCUGAAGCUCAAAUUUUUAAAGGUUACGGUCAAGAUAAUCCUCCUCAUCCUUGCUAUUGGAAAACAUCCAUGGAUUACGGCUGGUACGCACCGACAAUUCAUACAGUGCCGACGUCUUAUUAUCCCCGAAACCAUUCUUUCAGCACUGAGCUCGGACGCGCAGGGAUGUACAAGAAUUGUUCUCUUAAUACAGAACUUGACAAGUGUUUGCUUUAAAUUUUACG